AUGGUUGGCAGUCUCAAUGAGUGGGACGUAAUGCCGGUGGAAUAUGAUGAUGAAAGCAGGCUAUCAGUGGCUGUAUUUAUGGACUGUGGCUAAGGAAAAACAGCAGCAACAGCAACAAGAGCAGAUGAAGCGAGCCAAGGAGAAAGGAAGGAAAGAAGACGGAAGCCAAUGGCCUCGCUUCCACCCUCUCCGCAAGCCCUGAUUGAUACCCGUGGUGCAUGCCAACGUGAAAGCACUCUCAACCGAGCGGCUUUCAUCAUCCCUGCAGGAAAUGCACAUAUAAUGAGGAAGGCAAUGUCCUCUGCCCCUUUCUCCAGUCGUUUUGGUCAAGAAUCUGUCCGGAUCGAUGAUGACAUUAAUAGAAGGACUGAAUUGAUGAUAUAUCACCCAUUUCGAUCUGAUCCGAUUCCAUCCGAUCCGAUGCCUCCUACCUUUGAUCAUUUAUCAAAUGAGCGCCGUUCUUUUGAUCAUAUUUCACUGUGUGUCACCAACAGAGGGUCAUAUAUGUCACAACAGGAUCGCAGAUAUUCCUAUGACUAG
Messenger RNA from Acanthocheilonema viteae, 540 nucleotides. Lineage: Eukaryota; Metazoa; Nematoda; Chromadorea; Rhabditida; Onchocercidae. The record is from the annotation of a GenBank genome assembly.